Messenger RNA from Lentinula edodes (shiitake mushroom), 1185 nucleotides. Its product is annotated as sister chromatid cohesion protein Dcc1. The coding region runs from base 1 to 1185 and encodes 394 amino acids. The record is from RefSeq and is a predicted model, not a curated record. Gene Ontology annotation, cellular component: chromosome, centromeric region; nucleus; chromatin. NCBI's taxonomy places the organism in Eukaryota, Fungi, Basidiomycota, Agaricomycetes, Agaricales, Omphalotaceae. The transcript has 6 exons. Gene Ontology annotation, biological process: mitotic sister chromatid cohesion; maintenance of mitotic sister chromatid cohesion.
AUGGACCACAAUCUUCGCUUUUCUGUUUCAUCGUUUACCGAGCAGGGAUCAUACAAACUCAUGGAACUCCCUCCGGAAUUAUGCAAGGUUAUGGAAGAGUCUUUAUCCGAAGGUGGUGACUCAAACUCAUCAAGCUUUUACAUCAAGGGUCAACCUGGAGAAGAUGCAGUCCUGUGCACACAGGACAAGACUUACACCAUACGCUCCGUGUCCUUAUCAAACUCCAUCCUUGUCGUGACUUCGCCCCCAGAUUCAGAUAUAUCAUUCGACGGCGGCGAUAACGGUCUUCCAAACAUUGUCAUACGCGAUCAGCUUAGCCAAAUACUCGAACUGACCCAAACUGUACCAAAAUUACACAAACUAAACACUUUGCUCAAGGGAAAAGAAUAUGGAGAGGAUGAGGAAGACAACGAAGAUGGUAUGAACGUCGAGCUAGCUAUUGACCAUUCACAAAACAUGGAGCAUUUCACCUAUACGGACGCACGGGCAAUGAUCCAAGCGAGUGAGACAGAAUUAAAAAGCGGACUGCGCCAAAGACGAAUUCUUCAAAUCAAUGAAACCCUUCGUCCGAUAUCUUCAAUAUAUCUUACCAAGAUCAUACAAUACAUUCUAAACACACUCGCUGCAUUGAUGCUCAAUCACGAAUCAGUCCCCGUAGAGAAACUCUGUACUACGCUGGCAGACGAACAUGACGUGCCUAGAAUUGUGUCCGUGCAAGUGAUGGGUUGGUUUGGGGAUAUCAAUGAGAUAGAUGGAAAAUGGAAGAUGGAUGUGAAUUCCGUUGUCAAAGAGGCCGGUCUGGGGAUAUUGAAAGAUGCCAAAGACAGGUCCUAUGAUAAAGACGACCUUAUCUCUACCUGGAAGGAUUUAGUGGGGGAUAAGUUCAACUCGUCCGUCUCACUUGACCUUCUCGCUGGAAACUAUCUCAUCGCGCCCGCUGCCCCCUACUCAGAUCAUCAAGUUGUGAAAUAUUUCCCAAUUUCUUCACUUCCAAUUGAUCCUGCUCAGCGUUUCUCGGAUCUCUUUUUGACUCGCAGCAAAUGGAAGAACGAAGACAUUGUACCUUUUUUGUCGGAUAUCGCAGUCAACUCCAAAGAACGAGAUAAGCUGCUUUUGAAGUAUGCUCGGGCGACAACGGAUGCCGAAGGUAUUUGGUACACUUCAAGAGCGCAGUACAAUGGUUAG